Peronospora farinosa is the source of this 1950-nucleotide messenger RNA. NCBI's taxonomy places the organism in Eukaryota, Oomycota, Peronosporomycetes, Peronosporales, Peronosporaceae. The record is from the annotation of a GenBank genome assembly.
AUGGGCGCCGUCUGCUGCCGCCACCAGGACGAGCCGUUGCUUUCUCUGCCUCGCGUGUCCGCCAUGAGCCUUCAUAGCAACCACUUAUACGUACCUGCAUCUCUAGCUGCCGCCUCUUCUGCCUCUGUGUCUACAGGUCAAUCCCUAGCCAAUUACGUCUCUUUCCCUUUCCCAUUUCUUUCCAAGCCUCGGACCGUCAUUACACCCGCAAAACGUGACAAGAAGGACAAUAAAACGAUCCACGACGAACAAAAUUGUAAAUCACCGAACGAUCAGCAAUCAAGAGCCAUUGCAAUGCCUUAUGUAGGUCCACACUGGCGUCAGACGAGUCGAGGUACUUUCGAUCCAUUGCCUCUUUUUGAAUUGAGUAUACGUCAUCUGUGUACCCAUUUAGUGGUACACCACCAAGCAGCACUUGAAACUGUGAUAUUACCACCUGAAGUGGCUUCAAAGGUUUUACAAUACUUACGACAUCAUGAUAUACUGGAAAAGGCUCAUUUUCAUGCUCUUGUACCCUUUUUACUAUUGGAAUGGAACUUGGCCAAUCAACAAGAAGUCGAAGAUGCGUGGUUUGAUAACGUGCCAGUGACAACACUUGAAAAAGUCAAAAGUGUUGACGUUUCAGGGUGUAUCCAUUUGCAACAUUUGGGUUCAGAAAGGUCAUUGGUUAUUAAAUUACCAAAGUUAAUGGUUGCAAAGUUUAAAGGAUGUUCCGGACUUUUGAGAGAAUCGAUCGAGAUGUUGCAGUUUUCAACAAAAUUAACGAGAUUGGAUUUAUCCGGCUGUAAUAACGUGGAUGACAAGACUCUCAAGACAAUUAGCACGUUGGAAUACUUGAAAUCGUUGGAAUUGAUUGGGUGCUACAAACUAAGUGAUGUGGGGUUCAAGUACUUGUUGAAGAUGACAAAACUGGAAAAACUACGUCUAGGACGUUGUAGAAAACUGACGGAUGAUGCUUUUGAUGGUUUUGCAUCGUCAUUAGUUGAGUUACGGGAGCUUGACGUUGCAAAUUGCCGGUUAAGUGGUAAGACUAUGCAGCACCUUGGUCGGAUCAAAAGUUUGGAACUUCUUGUGAUCCGUGGCUGUCAAGAGAUUUCUAAUGACUCCAUGGAAUCACUUCGUGGGCUGACAAGAUUAAAGUACUUUGACGCGCGUCAUUGCAACAAGGUUCAUUCCAUUCCAAUAGAGUGGACACAGCUCCAAGUUUUGCUGCUAGGAUACACAGCAUUUGCCGAGUCAGAUGCAGCUGUCUUGCAGUACCUAACCGGGCUACAAGAAUUGGAACUUCGCACGUGCCGGAUUAUGAAGAGAGGAUUUCAGCUUAUAAGCCGCCUGAAACAUCUUGAAAGACUAGAUUUGGGAGAGACCUCCCUAACAGAUAAUGAACUGCUGGAGAUUUGCAACGGCAAUAGAAACCUGAAGGCACUCAACAUCUCGGAUACAGAGGUCAGCGAUUAUGGAACGUUCGGGCUUGCAAAAUUAAGAGAACUGCGCAUUCUUCGCUUGGAUACAAAGAUGGUCACCAGUAGAGCACUAGCGAAUGUAUCAUUCCUUUCGCGACUUGAAAAAUUGGAUCUGUUCGGCGCAAAUAUCACAGACAACGGGCUAUUGCAUCUCGUUCGGCUGCAUAAACUUCAAGAGCUGUCAAUUUGUGGCGGCAACAUCAGUGACCGUGGCGUGGGGAUCAUUUCGAAGCUGACGUCACUGACAUCCUUAAACUUGAGUCAAAAUAGAAAUAUAAGGACCAAGUCGAUGUUUUAUCUCCGAUCGUUGACUGGUCUGCGAUGCUUGAACUUAUCGAAUACGGGCAUCUCGGCUCUCUCACUACGUCACUUAUCUCCCUUGAAGAAGUUGCAAUUUCUUUCCGUCUACGGGUGUCCUUUGUCACAAGGCCAUAUUGAUAUCUUACGAGAAAUAUUACCGGAGCUGAAAUGCCUGCGAUGCACAUAA